This is a messenger RNA of Fundulus heteroclitus (mummichog), 954 nucleotides long. RefSeq names its product hairy-related 3 (gene hes3). The record is from RefSeq and is a predicted model, not a curated record. The coding region runs from base 49 to 759 and encodes 236 amino acids. The transcript is spliced from 4 exons. Gene Ontology annotation, biological process: regulation of transcription by RNA polymerase II; anterior/posterior pattern specification; regulation of neurogenesis. Gene Ontology annotation, cellular component: nucleus. Gene Ontology annotation, molecular function: protein dimerization activity; DNA-binding transcription factor activity, RNA polymerase II-specific; RNA polymerase II cis-regulatory region sequence-specific DNA binding. NCBI's taxonomy places the organism in Eukaryota, Metazoa, Chordata, Actinopteri, Cyprinodontiformes, Fundulidae.
GAGAGAGUUUAACCUCAAGCAGAGUAAACCGAAACCAGAACUAAAAGGAUGGUGGCAACAUCAGACUGUGGCGAAAAAGGCAAACCUGGAAACAAGGUUUCUAAACCACUCAUGGAGAAGAAACGAAGAGCGCGGAUAAACCAGUGUCUGGAUGAGUUAAAAUCUAUUCUGGAGAGCUUCUACAGCAGCAGUAUUCGAAAGCGCAAGCUGGAGAAGGCCGACAUCCUGGAGCUCACAGUGAAACAUCUGAGGAACCUCCAAAAGAUACAGAGCGGUUCCCUCGGCGCUUCGGAAUUUCCUGAUUACCAGCUGGGCUUCCGUAGCUGCCUGGCAAACGUCAACCACUACCUGCUGCUGGCAGAUCACCUGAAUGGGAGUGAGCGCUGGAUGCUGUCGCAGCUCUCCAGCAAACUGUGUCCCUCUCGGCGGAGGGGGGAGUCCUCCAGCACCACGGACAGCGAGCCGGGCCAAACUGCGCCGCCGGAGGAGGCGCAAAACCUCCGGCUGUCCCGCGCACACGGACACGAUGAGGGGAAACCGGACAGAUCUGAGACUGCGAAACUCCAAGCGACCCACACGGUUUCUUCUUUACCCAGCGAGGAUGCGUGCCGGUUAUUUGACUCCAAACAGAUUGUUUUUGUGCAGAAAGUUCCCGCCGGAGACAUGGAGGCGCAAAUGGCCAGUCACAAGAAACCCGAGUGCGUCAGUCCGGAGCAUGAAGCUGGGAACACGGAGCUCAGAGUGUGGCGGCCUUGGUGAUGCUGAUGGGAAGCUCCGAAAGUUUAUAAUUGCACUAUAGAUUUUCAUGUCAUGAUAUUAAGCUGAUGUAUGUAUUAUUUUAUUAAUAAAACUCUCGAAACAGUGAUUGUGUUGUUUAUGAAACCUGAUAAGACUGAAUAUCGUCGGAAACAUGGUGAAGCUUCGACCCAACUCUUUGUUUGGUUAGACUGCUUU